This is a messenger RNA of Taeniopygia guttata (zebra finch), 3505 nucleotides long. RefSeq names its product BPI fold-containing family B member 4. The record is from RefSeq and is a predicted model, not a curated record. NCBI's taxonomy places the organism in Eukaryota, Metazoa, Chordata, Aves, Passeriformes, Estrildidae. Gene Ontology annotation, molecular function: lipid binding.
UGAUUCAGGUGCUUAUUGCACACACAGGGACACUGAAAGCAGCUGGAAAUCCACACUGCUCCCUGCUCAGCAGCUGCCUUUUGCCAGCAGGGAUAUUCCUGCACACAGCUGGAGCAGGCUCAUGGACACUUCACUCUGGGUGUGCUCGUGGUGCCUGCUCAGCCUGCUGCUUUGGACCUUUGAGAGGGGACAAGAAAGGAGCAGCAUGCGUAGGCUGCCUGUUAAGACCAUCCAGUUCAUGCCCUGGUUUUGGGCCGAGGCUGUCACCAGCACACCAAAUGCAGUGCUGGUUGAGUGUUAAAUAAAACAAGUUUCUGUGACAAGGAAAAGUUUGCUCCAUUGAGCCCAAGCCCAGGGCAGCACAUGCUGAGGGACUCGGUGCAAGCACUUUGCUGCUACUGCAAGAACACACCUCGUGGAGUAUUGAAGAGAAUCCUGAGUAUAUUUCUCUGUAUUCCCAGGGGACAAGUAGCCUUAAACUCACUGUCGUGGUAGCAACUUUCUCCUAACUCCAACCUGAAUGUAUCAGCUUUGUUUGAUCCUGUGCCAAACUUGUCCCUGAGCCCAGGCACCUCUCCUCUCUCUGUCCUCUCCUUCUCCUCUCCCAUGUUUGUGGAGAGUGAUUGCAUCUCUGCUGCUCCCUGUUCCGUGAGGCUGAGCACACCAGCCCCUCUCCAGCUCCCCAGCUCUCUCAGCAGCCCUUUGCUGCCCAGUUUCCCCCCACGUCCAUCCCAGUUGAACGCAGGUGACCAGACUCAAACCAAGUGCCCAGAUAAGAUCUUCUCGGGGCCCUGCACAAUGGAAACUUCUGCUAAGCCCAGCCAAGGCAUCUGCUGCGGGGUGAGAGCCUCAUUCCUGCAGGAUGAGACUUUCCUUUGAAAUCCAUGUUGCUGCUACUGGUGUUCAUCUACUGUAAGUGUUGCUUAUUCAAAACUGUGCUAAUCGCUGGCUUUGUGCAUUUCAAUACAACUUCAUUUUUCACGUGGCAUGUUACAGAUCUAUCUGAAAUCAAUCUAAGUGCCCACCUUUAUCAGAUCUCUACAACUCUCAGCAUUGCUUUUUGUUAAGAAAAUAUUUUCCUAGGACACCAUUUGAAACAGGAAUGAGUCUUUAAAAUCUCACACCUCGUCAGGGAUGGGCAAAAGUAGAUCUUUUCCUACUCUAAGUCUCCUGGAACCCAUAUUCCUGUGCUCUGUGUGCUGCCUCCCUGCACAGGCAGCCCCAUCAGCCUUCUGCCAGGAUGCUUCAGUAACUCUCACUAUUUCCUAAAAAGCUUGUUUUCCUCAAAGCACAGGGAUCCCCACUGGAGCCACCACUGCAGGGCAUCCUGUUUAAGAUAGAUUGGGGGUGGGGGAAAAAGCAGCAUCUGAGUGAUCUGGAGGCCACAGAGGUCAAGUCAGCAGUGACAUUGCCUUGUAUAAAUCAAGAGAGGUGGCAGCUGGGUGUUGCUUGCAAGGAGCAGGAGCAAAGGGAUGGCUGCUCAUGGGCCAGGGAGGCUGAGUGGAAAAGGCGUGUCUGCUUGGCUGCAGAUUUUAUAUAAGGGCCACUUCUUCCAUCUCAGCUGUGGGGAAAAAAGGGACAUCACAGAGUCUCGAGGAGUCCAGAGGAGCCUGAGAGGAGCCAAGAGCCCAUCCCAGCUGGCUGCAGCUGAGUCAGCAGGGGAAUCUUCUGGAGAUGAUGGUUUUGAAGCUUUUUGGAAUCAUCUUUUUCUGCGGCCUCCUCUCGCCCUCGCAGGAGGUCUUGUCUGGCCUGUCCUGUGCUGUCAGCCCGCAGGCAGUGCAGAAUGUUCUUUCAGAUGCCAUAAUUCAUAAUGGGCUCAUCCACCAGCACCUGCAGGGUCUUGUGGUUCCCAACAUCAUGGGUGAAGGGGGUCAGCUGAACUCUCCCACCAGCAUCACGGACCUGCACCUCAUCAAGGUCCGGGUGCCCAGGCUGUCGGUGGUGCUGCUGCCAGGGAUCGGGGUCCAGCUGACCAUCGGGGCAAAGCUGCAGCUCAGAGGCAACUGCUUGGUUGGCCUGCUUUCAGAACUCAUUGAUAUCUUAGUGGAGGUGAACAUUACUGCAAACAUUAAAUGCACGAAUUUUGAAUCUGGCACAUUCCAGGUUGUCACUGAAGACUGCCUCUGCAUUCUUGGGGCCAUAAAGAUCAAGGUCCUUUCUGGCUUACUCACCCUGUCAGUGAAUGAGCUGGUGCUUCGCCAGCUGACAGCGACUCUGCCUGCUUUGCUCUGUCCUGUGGUCGAUAUCGUGAUGAACCUUGUGAACAUCCAUCUCCUGAGCACUCUCAAUGCGGUGAUCCCGGUCGGCACAGCAGGAACAAUCCACUACCAGCUGGCCAGCAUCCCCUACACCUCCGGCAAGUUCCUUGGGCUGGAUUUAGAUGGCGUGGUGAAGCAGGUGGGAGGCAGCACCAUCCCCCACGACUCAUCUCCCUCUGCUUUGCCUCCUCUGAUGGACCGGCUCCUGCUCUUGGUGAUGCGGCAGAGCUUCCUCAACGCAGUCCUGUCCCUCCUGCUCCAGCUGCCGCCGCAGACCUUCCCCUGCACGCCAGAUGUUUUCUCUGGUGCCAGCCGCCUGCGCGAAGCCGUGUGGACCAUCGCUCCUGCUGGGUGCUCUGCCUGCAGUGGGACCAGUCCUCUGAGCAUCAAACUGGUGUUGAGAGGAAACCCACUCAUCCUCUUGGAAGAAAACAAAGCCAGUGUCAAGCUUUCGGUCCUGAUUCAGCUGUUCAGUAACCGCUUAGACGGAUCCAUCCUCAACUUCCUGCUGCUGAGGGCUGACCUGGCUCUGAAUGUCCGUGUGUCGAUUGUUGGGGGCAGGCUGGUGCUGCAGCUGGCCUUGGGCAGCACUUCCCUCUCCCUGGAGUCUUCUGAUGUUGGCAUCAGUAAUGUCUCCCCUCUGAAGCCCCACUGCAUCAGCUUGCUUGUGGAAACAUUCCUGCCUGUGAUCAAUGGUGCCCUGAGCAUCGGGAUCCCCCUGCCAAAGGUGCUGCGCAUUCCCUUAGUGAAUGUGGAUUUCCAGAUAAAAGCGGGCCUGAUGGUGUUUCUGGUGUGAGCUGCAGAGCCUGAGGCAUGGAGAGGACUGUGGGGACAAAGAGAGGAAGAGAGCAGCGAGCAUGGAGUGCCAGGACCAGCAUUAUCUGCUUUUCUUUACUAAACUUGAUUCAAGAUUCUUGAUAAUAUUUAAGACACUUUAAAGUGAAAUGGCUUGUGUGAGUACAGUUUGACCCCUGUGUAAGCCUAACCUGACUGGCAGCUCUGUGUACAAAUAUUUAUUUAGAGAAGUUGGUGUGAUUUGGGGGUCACAGUCACAGCAGUUGAAUGUGGUGCUGCAGUGGAAUUGGGAAAUUUGUUCUGAGGUAAAACUUUUCCUGAUAGAAUGAAAAAGUGAAUUUGCAUGUGGCUUCUGAAGUGAAUCUCCCCAUCCUUGUCCAGGAGGGUGUGAAGCGCUGAGAGGGAGCUCAGAAUACAUCUCAUGUAACUAUUUUAAUAAAUAUUCUUUUUUA